This is a messenger RNA of Cervus elaphus (red deer), 570 nucleotides long. Its product is annotated as centrin-1-like. The transcript has a single exon. Gene Ontology annotation, biological process: centriole replication; mitotic cell cycle; nucleotide-excision repair. Gene Ontology annotation, cellular component: centrosome; centriole. Gene Ontology annotation, molecular function: calcium ion binding. Bases 11 to 529 code for a protein of 172 amino acids. Lineage: Eukaryota; Metazoa; Chordata; Mammalia; Artiodactyla; Cervidae. The record is from RefSeq and is a predicted model, not a curated record.
UCGUCGCAGGAUGGCUUCCGGCUUCAAGAAGCCCACCGUGACCUCCAUCAGCCAGAAAAGAAAGGUGGGGCCUAAGCCCGAACUCACUGAAGAGCAAAAGCAAGAAGUUCGCGAAGCGUUCGACCUCUUCGAUGCCGACGGCAGCGGCACCAUCGACGUGAAGGAACUCAAGGUGGCCAUGAGGGCGCUGGGCUUUGAACCCAGGAAGGAGGAGAUGAAGAGGAUGAUCGCCGACGUGGACAAAGAAGGCACGGGGAAGAUCAGCUUCAACGACUUCUUGGCCGUGAUGACUCAGAAGAUGGCUGAGAAAGACACCAAGGAAGAAAUCCUGAAGGCGUUCAGGCUCUUUGAUAAUGACGAGACCGGGAAGAUCUCUUUCAAAAACCUAAAACGUGUGGCCAAAGAAUUGGGAGAAAACCUCACCGAUGAAGAGCUCCAGGAAAUGAUUGACGAAGCCGACCGAGAUGGAGACGGCGAAGUGAACGAGGAUGAGUUUCUUCGCAUCAUGAAAAAGACCAGCCUCUAUUGAGUCCGUUUAUCCCGCAAGCAUGUGUAGGGAAAUUGAGUAAU